CAACUGGGAAUAGAACAAACUACAACAGCAAUUCCAACAAGCAACAUCAUGAGACAAUUCGUGGUUCUAUUUUCCCUGGCGGUGGCCACCGUCACGGCUAGCCUGAUCCCCCAGCCGGGAUUCCCAGAGGGUCGCAUCAUCGAUGGCGAGGUGGCGAAGGUCGGCGAGGCGCCCUUUGCUGUCUCCCUGCAAACCGAGCAAGGAUCGCAUUACUGCGGCGCAACCAUCAUCGCAAAGGAUUUGGUCCUCACCGCCGCACACUGCAUGAUUUAUAAACUCUUCUGGGUUGUGGGCGGAGUCACCGAUCGCACCGACCUGUCCAAUGCCCAAAGGCGCCAGGUGACCAGCGACAGCCAGUACGUUGUCCACGAACUAUACGGCGGCAGUGUGGGUCCCUACGACAUCGCCCUGAUCCACCUGAAGGAUCCCUUCGAUCUGAAUGCCAGGGCCCGAGACGGCAGCUAUCCGGUGGCAGCCAUCGACCUGCCCGGCAAAACCUUCCAGGGCACCGGGAACGGCACCCUCUUCGGCUGGGGACGCGACUCCUGGGGGGCUUUGCCACUUGCCCUCCAGAAGCUGGAAACCAAUAUUAUCGACGCCGAGACUUGCGCCAAAGAACUGCCCGCCAACAGCAAGCUGGCCGAGACCAAUGUUUGCAGUCAUAUUAAGGGAACACCUAAAGGAGCCUGCAACGGAGACAGUGGCGGUCCUUUAACAUCCUGGGGAUAUCUGGUGGGCAUCGUAUCCUGGGGCUACACUCCCUGCUCUAGCACCACGUAUCCAUCUGUCUAUACAUGCGUGGGUAGUUUUCUUAAAUGGAUUGCCGAGAAGUCGGCUCUACUCCGUGCCUAAGAUUGUAAACUCUCAAUAAUAUAACUCUCAAUAAACGAACAUUCUAUAUACCGAUAAA
This is a messenger RNA of Drosophila bipectinata, 910 nucleotides long. Its product is annotated as lectizyme. The record is from RefSeq and is a predicted model, not a curated record. Gene Ontology annotation, biological process: proteolysis. Gene Ontology annotation, molecular function: serine-type endopeptidase activity. Lineage: Eukaryota; Metazoa; Arthropoda; Insecta; Diptera; Drosophilidae.